AUGAAGUGCUCGAUUACUUUAGCUGCCUUUACAGCAAUUUUAAUGGUGUCCGCCAGCCCAGUCGUCACAAAACGGGACGUGUACAGCGUCACAGAUAUCGAUAUUCUUCAAUAUGCCCUCACUCUUGAACAUCUCGAAGAUAAGUUAUAUAGAGAAGGCCUGGCCAACUAUACACGUCAAGACUUCAUCGAUGCAGGGUUCGCAGACCCUUUCUACGCAAACCUCCAAGAAGUCUCUGCUGAUGAGACCACACAUGUCUCAUUCCUUUCGACUGCUCUUGGUGGGCAAGCAGUUGCUGAAUGCACCUAUGCAUUUCCUUCUUACAAUGCCGCAUCUUUCGUCGCACUCGCUGCAGUCCUCGAAGGCGUUGGCGUGUCAGCAUACCUAGGUGCCGCAGCAUCCAUCGCCAAUCCCGGUUAUCUUACAGCUGCCGGCUCUAUUCUUACCGUUGAAUCACGCCAUUCAGCAUAUCUACGUUCCUCCCUCCACGAAUCACCAUCGGCUCAACCAUUCGAUAUCCCUCUCGACUUUGAUGAGGUUUAUUCUCUCGCCGCUCAAUUUAUAGUCGAAUGUCCAUCUACGAACGCGCCUCUGCCCGUCAAAGCCUUUCCUGCUCUCGAGGUUCACGCAAAAAGCAGCUGCAUUCACUCGGGAGACACAAUCACUCUGUUGACUCCAGGUUACGAGUUUGUAGCGGCAGAUGGCGCGUCAUCUAUGUAUUUCGCUUUCCUGACUGUUACGGGGCCCCUUACUGGUAUUGCAACCCCUGUUCAAGGAGGUUUCCAGAUUGUUGUACCGGAAGGUAUUGACGGACAAAGCUAUGUCGUGUUGACUGGGCGUAAAGAGGACGUUAACGACGAGACUAUUGCCGCUGGUCCAGCCAUUAUUGAGAUUACCAAUGUGAAGACUUGA
Messenger RNA from Sclerotinia borealis F-4128, 912 nucleotides. Lineage: Eukaryota; Fungi; Ascomycota; Leotiomycetes; Helotiales; Sclerotiniaceae. The record is from the annotation of a GenBank genome assembly.